Molecule: messenger RNA, 1481 nt
Organism: Sinocyclocheilus grahami
Lineage: Eukaryota; Metazoa; Chordata; Actinopteri; Cypriniformes; Cyprinidae
Product: serine/arginine-rich splicing factor 7
Exons: 8
Coding region: 210-968 (252 amino acids)
Molecular function (GO): RNA binding; zinc ion binding
Source: RefSeq, a predicted model, not a curated record
AUGAUGGGAAAUGUAGUUUUGAGUGUGCGCAUGCGCAGUUGAUCGUUCGUUUGUUUCGGUCAGGACUUCGUCUUCAUUUCGUGCAUUAUGUCGCGCUUCGGGCGACACGGAGGCGGUGAGUGUAAGAGACCGUGAGCAUUGAACACAGCUGACGCAGAGUGCUUCAUCUCGAGGAGUAGCUGAGGCUGGCUGGCUCUUGAGGAGCUUUAAUGUGUUUAGUUCGAGCUGCUAGCUGUGAUGGCGCCCUCGCGCGCUGUCAACACUGGCUAAUAAUCCGUUUACAUGCACAUUAUUUGUGUUUGUGCUUUGAAACGAAGGUGUACGUGGGUAACCUGGGCACCGGGGCCGGGAAGGGUGAGCUGGAGCGGGCGUUCGGGUGUUACGGGCCGCUGAGGACGGUGUGGAUCGCUCGCAACCCGCCGGGAUUCGCCUUCGUGGAGUUUGAAGAUCCCAGAGACGCUGAGGACGCCGUCAGGGGCCUCGAUGCCAAGGUGAUCUGCGGCUCUCGCGUGCGCGUCGAACUCUCCACCGGAAUGCCGCGGCGUUCCCGCUUUGACCGUCCACCGACCCGGCGUCCCUUCGACCCCAGCGACCGCUGCUACGAGUGCGGCGAGAAGGGCCACUACGCUUACGACUGCCACCGCUACGGCCGGCGGCGCUGGAGCAGGUCUCGCUCUCGCUCUCGCUCUCGGUCCAGAGGGAGGAGAUACGGGCGCUCUCGCAGCCACAGCAGAGGGAGGAGAUCCAGAUCUUUCUCUCCUCGUCGUUCUCGCUCUGGUUCUCCCAGACGCUCCAGAUCUGUGACGCCCAAACGCUCCAGGUCCAGGUCUCGCUCUCGCUCGCGGUCCGGCUCGGCUCCCAGGAGCAGAUCUGGUUCAGCCAGGAGAUCCAAAUCCGGCUCUGCGGCUAGGAGCCGAUCUGCGUCUCGAAGCCCCGCGAGAAGUGAGAGUCCAGAGCGAGACGACUGACGCUCUUCUCAAGAACCUCAGUUUCUCAUCAGACGUUUACUGCAGUACGUAUAAAGAUGUGCGUUUGAUUGUAAGGAAGCUCCAGAGAGGAGCGGAAAAUAUUUUGAGUUGAUUUUUCUGUAGCUGAAGAGAGUGUGUGUGCUUUUGUACCUGUUUUGUUGUGUAGCACACACACACACACACACACACACUGGUUGGGGUUUUGUAUGUGUGUAUUAAAUGAAGUGAAAAAACCACUUCCCGUCUGAGAGAUUUCUUCACGCUGUUCCAGCAGGUGGCGCUGUGGUUCAGUACUCUAGAGAGCGCUCUGGAGCCGUUACACAGUCUGUGUGUCUCUCUGUCCUCUGCUCUGUUUCUCAAGCGUCUUUAGCAGCCUGAGAUAUCCCACAAUCCUGUUUGUUCUGGAUCAGAGAUUCACAAACUUUUUCAUCCUUCGAACCUCUUUGAGCUUCAGUGUGUCGUGUCCUUGACGUCCAUAGGAGAUUUUUUAAGUUUGCAUUAUUUAAAUAUUAA